AUGAUGGGAUACGGGGGUCAGCCCUUCCAUCCCCAGCAGCCACAGCAACACCAGCAGCAGCAGCAGCAACAACACCAGCAGCAGCAAUCCCAACAAACCCAUACUCAUCCUUCCUCGCAACCGCAACAUCCCCUCGGCUCCCAGCGCCAACAGACCCCAUCGUUAGGCGCAAACCCGAACCUAUCACAACAUGGAUCUCCAUACGCAGGCAAUAAACCUCUCUUCCGACCUCCUCCCCAGCAAAAUUAUACCACCGCCCAGUCUCCCGAUAUGCGCAAGAUGGCCCCGACGUCGGGCCCACUCGCGGGGUAUCCCCCAACGACCAGCUUUGCGCAAUUCCCCGGACACUUCGCCCCGCAAGGCUCUCCAGAUCUGAUGGGUAGGAAUCAGGAUCCAAUGGCGUUGCACAACAUGCAAAACAUGCAACGCGGUUAUAGCCUCGCUCAUCUACGCCAACCUCCGGGGAUGAGCCCUUCCGCGGCUAUUUCGCAUGGCCAAGGCAUGGGCGUCUCUUCUCCUCAGCAGUCCAUGAACCGCCUGCCCCACUCGGGUGUUCAGCAGCGGGAGAACCACCCUUCUGCCAGUCCGUCAAUGGCUAGUCCUUCUAUGUUUGCCAUCAACCAGCAGCGACAAUCGCAUUCCCAACCACAGUCGCCCCAACAAACGCAACAGCAAAUACAGCAAAGACAGCAACAGCAAUACCAGCAGCAGAAGCAGCUCCAGCAACAGCAGCAGCAGAUGUUGGAGCAGCAGCAGCGCCAUGAGCAGCAGCAACGUAUCGAGCAACAACGGCUCGAACAGCAACGACAGGAACAGCAGCGCCUAGAGCAACAGCAACGAGCGGAGCAGCAACGGAUAGAACAACAGAGGGCUGAACGACGUGCCGAGCAACAGCGACAAGAGCAACAAAAGCGCAUUGAGAAGCAGAGACUGGAACAACAGCAGCAGGAACGAAAAAAGCAAGAGCAGCUGGAGAAAGAGCGUGUAGAAAAAGAGCUGGCGGCGGAGCAACAGAGGUUGGAACAGCAACGACUCGAGCGGCAACGUUUGGAACAACAGCGGCUCGACCAACAAAAGGCAGAGCAGCAGAAGCAGCAACUUGAGCAGCAAAGGUUACAAAAGCUUCAGCAACAAGCCCAACAUUCCUACCAGCAUCAAAAUUCCUUUCAAUCGCAUCCGCAAACUCAAUUCAACCAAUACCAACCGCCUCAGUCACGAUAUCAGUUCCAACCUCAAGCCCAAGCCCAAGCCCAAGCCCAAGCCCAAGCUCAGGCACAAGCUCAAGUUCAAUACACUCAAUCCCCGCAACAGUCCCGACAAUCUCAAUUCACCCCGACUCAGUUCCAGCACUAUCAACCGCCAUCUCAAUCCGCUCAGUCAGUUCAGCCGUCCCAGUCACAAAUCGAUCAAUCGACGGGCUCCUUCAUGCCUCCACCCCGCCAACCUGCUCAAGGAAACGUCAUAUCUCUGCCCGAGUCGCAUGUCAAAUCUGAGCCGCAAAGCCCUGCCCCGAAGAAGAAGUCGAAACCUCGUCAUUCUACGGUCAGCAAAUCCCAAUCUGCAUAUCAGCAUUCGUUUCAGGCGAAUGGCCAUGUCCGAUUAACUCCGGUCGCGGGGACGAAUGGGGAGAUACCACAAACCCCGACACGCCGCAAACGAGGUCGGCCGCGGAAAGAAGAAGUUGCCGCAAGAAAUGCAGCCGCGGCAGCCCACGCGGCAGCUACUGGCAAGCCCCUCCCAGCAUCACAUCCCGGACAGGCCUCGUUUGGUCCCAAUAUGACGCCUGUAGCGCUUAUACCGGGAACGAGCACCCCACAACGAACCAUAAUCGGCCCGGAUGGAACCCCAUUGCCCCUCAAAAGGAAACGUGGACGGCCACGCAAGGCCGAUCAAAUUGCCUGGGCUCAGGCGACCGGACAGCCUCUGCCGCCGCCAAAACCGAAGAAGCCAUAUGUUCCCAAGCCCGGAACGGGCCGGCCUCGUGGGAGACCUCGAAAAGCCGAUGUUGCCGCUGCAGCAGCUGCAGCCGCCGCCGCUGGUGGCACAGCAAAUGGCGAUCAGGCGCACGGAGACAAAUCAACCUUACCGGCUCACACAUCAGAUGCAAACGCAGCCCAGAAGCGAGCUGCUCUAGUAAAUGAGGAGGCCCACAAACAUACUGCAGCCACCCCUCAAUGCUUCACGGCCAACACCCCCCCCCAGCAAUACAUGCAAAUGCCGCCUAUGCACAGUCUGCAGCACCCGUCUAUACAGGCCCACCAAACUGCCCAAGCCCCGGUUCAAGCACAGCCACAAGGCCGGUCUCCCAAUCAGCAACAACCGCACUCCCAAUCGCAAUCACCGGCCCCGCCUAGACCUGCCCCGCAAUACCAGCAUCAACAUACCUUCCAGGUCCAGCUGCAGCCACAACCAACAUAA
Molecule: messenger RNA, 2418 nt
Organism: Penicillium waksmanii
Lineage: Eukaryota; Fungi; Ascomycota; Eurotiomycetes; Eurotiales; Aspergillaceae
Exons: 3
Coding region: 1-2418 (805 amino acids)
Molecular function (GO): DNA binding
Source: RefSeq, a predicted model, not a curated record